CAUACUCUUUUAAUCUAUUUAUCUUUGAUAGUCAUAUUUGCUAUAUAAGCGUCUGCAUCUCUAGUACGACUUCAGUCGCAGGAAGUAGACGAACAUGAAAUUUAUCAUCAGUGUUGUAAUCGUCGUGGCCGCUUUUGCGGUCAUCUCCGAUGCCAGGGUGUUCACAAGAUGUGAGUUGGCGGAGGAGCUGUUGAACCAAGGAUUCAAAAAAUCAGAUUUAGCAGAUUGGGUUUGUCUUGUUGAACACGAAAGUUCGAGGAACACAACAAAAAAAGGGGGCCCGAACAAGAACGGAUCCUACGACUAUGGACUUUUCCAGAUCAAUGACAAAUAUUGGUGUUCACAUGACAAAAAAGGCAAAGACUGUAAAGCCAAAUGUGACGAUUUGAGAAAGGACGACAUUACGGAAGCGUCGAAAUGCGCCCAAAAGAUUUUCAAAAUUCAUGGUUUCAAGGCGUGGUACGGUUGGAAAAACGGAUGCACAAAGAGCAAACCCGACCUGACUCCCUGCCAUCUCUAAGGAACAGUUAAACGAAACAGAAUCAUAACUGAUUCCUCUAUGUACUUGGAACUAUCAUUAACCAAAAAUAAAUAUUUUUGAUUCUUCAUAUGAAAACACGAAUGUAUUCAUAUUUAUAUUGGUCUUUAUAAUAAACUAAUUGUAUAACCCUCAGAGGGAUAA
This is a messenger RNA of Cimex lectularius (bed bug), 682 nucleotides long. Its product is annotated as lysozyme-like. NCBI's taxonomy places the organism in Eukaryota, Metazoa, Arthropoda, Insecta, Hemiptera, Cimicidae. Gene Ontology annotation, molecular function: lysozyme activity. The transcript has 5 exons. The record is from RefSeq and is a predicted model, not a curated record. Bases 95 to 520 code for a protein of 141 amino acids.